AGGAAAAGAAAAAACUUUUUACAUCAGAGUGUAGCGUGGAUUCUGAGGGCCUAAAUACAUGUGAAUUUAGUGAGAUAAGACACACAUCAGGACUUUUUUUUUAAACAUACUGAAAGACAACAGUCUGAAAGGAUGGUGGCAGAAGUACUGAUAAUCCUGAUGAUAAAGAUGGCAGAAGCUUACAUGCCUGGCUCUGAAACCAACGUGAAACAUGGAUAUGGAGCUGGUUCCCCAGAACUGAUGCAAAGCUCAUGCAAGUCGCUGGGAAUUGGAGUCAGAGUGAUUUCUUCCAACUUUUCCAGCAACACCUCGUGCCUGGAAGUAAGGAUGACGCAGAUCAGAGAGAUUCAGCAGCGUGAUUUCACCAACCUUCAGCACCUCAGAAAGCUUUACAUCAUACAGAACAACAUCCUGCAGUGCAUUGAUUCUUAUGCCUUUGCCGGUCUGUCUGGGCUCUCUGAUGUGUACAUAUCCGAAAAUCUUGCUUUAGAAACAAUAGGAGCUUUUGUUUUCUCUAAUCUCCCAGAGCUCACUGAAAUAGCGAUAACUAAGUCUAAACACCUGAGAUCCAUCCAUCCAGAUGCUUUUAGAAACAUGGUGAACCUUCAACAUCUGACCAUCUCCAAUACGGGCCUGAGAAUUUUUCCGGACCUUUCCAAGAUCCAGUCUGCAGCCCCACGUUUUAUUUUUGACCUUCAGGACAACAUCAACAUAGAAAGCGUCCCUGCCAAUGCCUUCAGAGGCCUCUGCACUAAACCAAUUGUGGAAAUACGGCUCACCAGAAAUGGCAUCAAGAAGGUGGCAAGUGACGCUUUCAAUGGAACAAAGAUGUACCGAUUGCUUCUCAGAGGAAACAAGCAGCUUGCUCACAUCAGCCCCAACGCCUUUGUGGGUUCCCAUGGGUUGGUGGUGCUAGACAUCUCUCAGACAUCUGUCAGCUCUCUGCCAGACUCCAUCCUCAGUGGUCUGAAGAAGCUGCUUGCAGAAUCUGCUUAUCACCUGAAAGAGCUUCCUAUUGUGCAGCGAUAUACAAAACUCCAAAUAGCCAAACUGACAUACCCUUCACACUGCUGCGCCUUCAAGAACGUACACAGUAACAGAUCUCAGUGGAUCUCUCUGUGUAAUCACCCUGAUGCAAAAACUAUGCCAGCCUUCUACAGAGAGUACUGUUCCAACUCCACCUCCGUCUCCUGCAGCCCGACACCUGACAAGUUUAAUCCGUGCGAGGACAUUAUGUCCCCCAUCCCCCUACGGAUCCUCAUCUGGAUCAUCUCUGUUCUUGCUCUGCUUGGCAACGCAGUGGUUCUUUUGGUUUUGUUAGGGAGCCGCUCCAAGCUGACUGUUCCUCGUUUUCUCAUGUGCCACUUGGCAUUCGCUGACCUCUGCAUGGGUAUCUACCUGAUAGUGAUUGCCACUGUUGACAUGCUAACUCAUGGACGCUACUACAACCAUGCCAUUGAUUGGCAGACGGGUUUCGGCUGCAAAGUGGCAGGAUUUUUCACGGUGUUUGCCAGCGAGCUGUCAGUGUUCACGCUAACGGCCAUCACUGUGGAGCGCUGGCACACCAUCACAAACGCCAUGCGGCUCGACCGCAAACUUCGUCUCAGGCACGCCUGCAUCAUCAUGACAGCUGGAUGGAGCUUCUCUCUGCUGGCUGCAUUGCUACCCACAUUUGGUGUAAGCAGCUACAGCAAAGUGUGUAUCUGCUUGCCAAUGGAUGUGGAGUCUGUUGCAUCCCAGGUCUACGUUGUUUCUCUACUCAUUCUCAACAUCCUGGCCUUUUUCUGUGUUUGUGGCUGUUACCUGAGCAUCUACUUGACCUACCGGAAGCCUUCAUCAGCACCUGCUCAUGCAGACACCCGAGUGGCUCAACGCAUGGCCGUCCUCAUCUUUACUGAUUUUGUCUGCAUGGCGCCCAUCUCCUUCUUUGCCAUCUCCGCUGCCCUCAAGCUUCCUCUCAUCACCAUCUCAGAUGCCAAAAUCCUCCUGGUCCUUUUCUACCCCAUCAACUCCUGCGCAAACCCCUUCCUCUAUGCGUUCUUCACCCAUACCUUCAGACAGGACUUUUUCCUCCUUGCAGCUCGCUUUGGCCUGUUUAAAACUCAAGCCCAGAUUUACAGGACAGAGACGUCUUCCUGUCAGCAGCCGACAUGGACCUCUCCAAAGAACAGCCGUGUCAUGUAUUCCCUGGCGAAUACACUAAGUGUGGAUGGGAGACAGGAUUUCUGAUAGUCGCCAAAAUAAUAAUGGUUACAGACUUUCAAUUAAUGAUCAUUUCUUUCACUUGCUGUGGUAAAAAACCCUUGGAUGGAAAGAUUUUAAAAGCAAUUAGUCACUUUAUUGUAGAAGAAGGCACCAGUGUUAGAAAAGUUAAGCAGUUCAAUUGAUCAUUAAGCAAUGUAGAUAUCCUUUAAC
Cyprinodon tularosa is the source of this 2415-nucleotide messenger RNA. It is a transcript of the gene fshr, whose product is annotated as follicle stimulating hormone receptor. Gene Ontology annotation, cellular component: membrane. The transcript is spliced from 14 exons. Gene Ontology annotation, molecular function: thyroid-stimulating hormone receptor activity; follicle-stimulating hormone receptor activity. Gene Ontology annotation, biological process: follicle-stimulating hormone signaling pathway; male gonad development. NCBI's taxonomy places the organism in Eukaryota, Metazoa, Chordata, Actinopteri, Cyprinodontiformes, Cyprinodontidae. The coding region runs from base 133 to 2229 and encodes 698 amino acids. The record is from RefSeq and is a predicted model, not a curated record.